AUGUCUCGCAUCAGAAUAAUAAUAUUUGGUUGUCAAGGUGUUGGGAAGUCGUCAAUUACUAUACAACUUGUUUGUAACUACUUUGAAGAAAAUUACGAUCCAACAAUCCAAGAUUCAUAUCGAACAAGCAUUUUUGUUGACAGAGAAAUGGUCUUACUUGACGUAUUGGACACAGCAGGAGAUGAAGAGUUUCCAAUGUUUUAUGAAGAAUAUAUUAGAUCCAGUAAUGGCUUUGUCAUUGUUUAUUCUAUCACUUCAAAUACAACCUUUUUAAAUGUUGAUAUGUUUAGAAAUUAUAUAUACAGAGUUCUUGAAAAAGACUUAAGUGAACACAUUCCGAUUGUAUUGUGUGGGAACAAGUGCGAUUUGGAGUUAGAAAGACAAGUGUUUACAAAUGAUGCCAAAAAAGUUGCUGAUGAAUGGAAAAUGUUGUUUUAUGAAACUUCAGCAAAAAACAAUACUAACAUUAUAGAAAUGUUCCAAGGGUUGGUGAUAAAUAUUAAAACAAAUAUCAAUUUUGAAGAUGUGAUAAUUAACAUUUCAAAAGAUGCAACCAAAUAA
Messenger RNA from Entamoeba invadens IP1, 561 nucleotides. RefSeq lists its product as hypothetical. The record is from RefSeq and is a predicted model, not a curated record. NCBI's taxonomy places the organism in Eukaryota, Evosea, Mastigamoebida, Endamoebidae. Gene Ontology annotation, molecular function: GTP binding; GTPase activity; GDP binding. Gene Ontology annotation, cellular component: plasma membrane. Gene Ontology annotation, biological process: Ras protein signal transduction. The transcript has a single exon. Bases 1 to 561 code for a protein of 186 amino acids.